AAAGAAUAUCUCGGAGUAUUUCGUCUCGUCUGGGUACGGGUCUACCUUCUCAGGCAGCGGCUGAUGGUGCAGGUUUUAAUUGUUUACUAAAGUGUGAAGACUUAAGAUCUUCGAAGCGGAGAGGGGAAACCUAAAGCAAAACUCCUAUUAGACACUAAUAGCGUGCAUCGUGUUCUGUCCUUGGUUCUCGGUAGCCAUCGGUGGCUGGUAUUCGUGUUGUACAGGUGCCAUAAAUUCCAGUGUACCGAAAAGAGGAUCUUUCGUAUUUAAAUCAUUGAUGCUCAUUUGUGUGUCGAAUAUGUAAAAUAUCAACGUUUUCCAGGAAUGUAGCGAAAAGAACCAAAAAGUUAAAGAGACAUUGAAUCUAAAAAAGUAGUUACUCAAUGACAGAAGGAAAGUUAACCGGUGCAAUGGCAGAAAGCAAGGGAAUCAUUUAUCCUCUUUCGUGAGCAAGAACAUUUCUUAGAAUGUGCUUGGGUUCUAUUUCUCACAUAUAAGUGCUUGUGCUGUCUAACAUCUCACAUAAUGGAUUUGAAGAACAAGAUGGUAGAAAUUAGUGCAAAUCUUCACGAUCUUCACAGCGCUUUAAACAUGCUUGUUAAACCGGCUGACGAAG
Gryllus bimaculatus (two-spotted cricket) is the source of this 616-nucleotide messenger RNA. The record is from the annotation of a GenBank genome assembly. Lineage: Eukaryota; Metazoa; Arthropoda; Insecta; Orthoptera; Gryllidae.